AUGUUUAAAGAGGAAGUUACCAAUCGUGUCCCUAAACCAACUUCAUUGCCGCCAAUUGAGAUGAGUGAGAGCAUUGACAAGCCUGAAAGUCUUGUUGGAGACAACAAGCCAGUCGAGUCGGCUUCUGCCGAAAAAACAGCGUCUUCAAAGCGUUCCAGGAGCCCAGAAAAUGGGGAAAACGUUGACGAAGCUGGCCACGCCAAAAAGGCCAAGAAUGACGAACAAAAGAACGAUUUGAGAGCCUCUGGUGAGACUGAACCUGCUGUGGAGAAAAAGGGUGAGACUAAGCCAGCAGGAAGCGAAACUGCGGAAGAAACUGUACGAAAAGUAGGUCAAGAAGUUGAUGAGAAGAACCAACAACCGUCGCCAACAGCCGAGGAUAAAAGCUCAAAGACAAAAGAAUGCGAAACCGAGUGUUCUGCUAACUCGAAAGAUGAGCAGAAUGUCAAAUCCGCCGAAAAGUCAUCUGAAAAGUCCAGUGAGAAGCCCAAAUUUACCUUUGGAGCAUCUUCUGGUUUUAGCAGUGGAUUUGGUGUAGCGAAAAAGCCCUCUGAAGCUGAAAAGAAACCAAAGGACCUGGAAACCAGCAGCAAUGAUAAUUCUCAAAGUACGCCCAAACCAGCAGCUUUCGGGUCCGGAUUCGCCUUCGGUGCCGGUUUCCAUGCGUUGAACAAGGCCAAAUCCACAUCGAGUCCAAAAGUUUUCGAAAACGAAGCUGAAAAGGCCGAAAAGUUCGAAAAAUGCAAAAGUGCUAGCUCGACGCCAACGGGGUCUAAGGAAGACGAAAAAAGCAGCGGUACAGAAAGCGAUGGAGUUGUAAAACUCACAAAGCAGGAAAUCAAGUCUGGAGAAGAGUCUGAAGAGUCAAUUUACCAAGCAAACGCUAAGUUAUACCAGCUAAGUGACUUAAAGGAUGGUUGGAAAGAAAGAGGUGUUGGGGCUAUACAUGUUAACACGGACCGCAGUACCGGCAAAGGCCGUAUUGUAAUGAGGUCUCGCGGUAUUCUCAAAGUUAUUCUCAACGUUUCUCUUGUGAAGGGGGUUAUCAUUCACAAAGGGUUCCCUGCCUCGCUUAACGGGGAGAAAUUUGUUCGCAUCGUCACUGUCGAUCACGAAAAGGCUCCCGUUCAGUACGCUCUGAAAACGGGAAAGGAGGAAACCGCUAGCGAACUGUACGAACACAUCUCUAAGCUAAUACCAUCUUGA
Messenger RNA from Lachancea sp. 'fantastica', 1206 nucleotides. NCBI's taxonomy places the organism in Eukaryota, Fungi, Ascomycota, Saccharomycetes, Saccharomycetales, Saccharomycetaceae. The record is from the annotation of a GenBank genome assembly.